Molecule: messenger RNA, 1479 nt
Organism: Kuraishia capsulata CBS 1993
Lineage: Eukaryota; Fungi; Ascomycota; Pichiomycetes; Pichiales; Pichiaceae
Exons: 1
Coding region: 1-1479 (492 amino acids)
Biological process (GO): glucan catabolic process
Cellular component (GO): cell surface; extracellular region
Molecular function (GO): glucan endo-1,6-beta-glucosidase activity
Source: RefSeq, a predicted model, not a curated record
AUGGGGUUGUUAUCUAAAAUCAAAUUGGAGGCCAAGGCCUCGUCUAUUCGGCCUGCAGAACCGGCUGUGCCAAUAGGAUCGAAGCCCACCAAGAAAUCGAUUUACGAGUCCAGACUCAACGUCGGUACCAACUUUGGCAGUCUUUUUGUGCUAGAAAGCUUCAUGUUUGGCGAUUAUUUCAUUGAUGGAGCUUCUACCGAACUGGAAGCGGUCAGAAAUCAGGUCAAGAAGAACGGAGUGGACAAAACCAGAGAGCUUCUGGAGUCACAUUGGUCAGGUUAUGCUAGCAAUGAGGACUGGGACUGGCUCAAAAACGCAGGUGUGAACUCGAUUAGAAUACCCCUUGGCUAUUGGCAUGUUGAUGGAGGCAAAUUCGUGUCCGGGACCAACUUUGAGGGUGUGAAGGGAGUUUACUCGAAUGCCUGGAAGUACUACACUGAUCUCAUCAAAAAGGCUGGUGAGUACCAGAUUGGGAUCUUGGUGGAUCUACACGCGUUGCCAUAUGGUGCAAAUGCUCAGGAUCAUAGUGGUGAGAAAUUGAGCAAAGCAGGAUUUUGGUCCUCGAGCCAUAUUGCCAAAGGGCUGGAGGUGGUUGAGUUUUUGGCCAAGGAAUUAGCCCGGUUCGAAAACAUUUCUGGCCUGCAGAUCGUGAACGAAACUGAAUUCGACAACGAGGCUAAGUACCAGAAGCUGUAUUACUCGAAUGCCAUAAACGCAAUCAGAGAGCACAACGGAACCGUUCCAAUUGUGAUCUCUGAUGGCUGGUGGCCAGACCAGUGGGUCAAGUGGAUUUCCUCUAACUCAUCCAAGGGAAAUCUUGGUGUGGUCAUUGACGCUCAUGUUUAUAGGUGCUUCUCGGAUGAUGACAAAUCCAAGUCAGCUGACCGCAUCAUCGACGAUCUUGAAGGUUCUGUGUUAACAAACUUGUCAGCCAAAGCAGACAUCAUGGUUGGUGAGUUCUCGUGUGUUCUGGAUGGCCAGACCUGGGACAAAACGUCUGGCGAUCGUAACGAACUAGUGAAGAGAUAUGGGAAGAGGCAGAUUGAAUUGUUCAGGCAAAGAACUUGUGGGUACUACUUCUGGUCUUACAAAUUCCAGCACGGUGAUGGAGGAGAAUGGGGAUUCAGAGCAAUGUGUCCCAAUGCUAUUCCACAAUACCGUCUCAAAGGCAUCCCAAGCGAAAAUGACAUGCAAAAUGAAUUGAACUCAAAGUUGAACGAUCAUGCAAAUUAUUGGAACUCACAAAAUUCCAACGAGAAAUACGAGCACUGGAGAUACGAAGACGGCUUCCGCAAGGCUUACCAGGACUCCGUUGAAUUUGCAAACUUCAAUGCCAGCCAAAUUGGAAGAAAAGUUGCCUGGACUGAUGCCCGAAAGGCUGAUCAUAUCAAAGCGAAAGGAAACAGUAACUUUGUGUGGGAAUGGGAGCAGGGCUUUGAGAGUGGGCUGGCCUGGUUUGUGUCUGUUGCAUUUGAUUAG